Molecule: messenger RNA, 1189 nt
Organism: Lolium perenne
Lineage: Eukaryota; Viridiplantae; Streptophyta; Magnoliopsida; Poales; Poaceae
Product: mediator of RNA polymerase II transcription subunit 15a
Biological process (GO): regulation of DNA-templated transcription
Molecular function (GO): chromatin DNA binding; transcription coactivator activity
Source: RefSeq, a predicted model, not a curated record
CGCAGGCAGCCAGGCACCUCCAUCUCCGGCACCUCGAGACCUAACCAGCAUACCCGAAUCGCCGAUCCGCACCAUGGACGCGAACUGGCAGCCCGUGCAGGGGUCCAACCCGCCUGACGGCGUCGACCCGAAUUACAACCCCGCCGCCGCCGUCGCCGGAGGCGACUGGCGCGCCCAGCUCCAUCCCGAGACGCGCAGCAGGAUCGCCGGAAGGAUACUCGAAGCUCUGAAGAAGCUUAUUCCAGUUUCGGAGCCAUUCGGAUUGUAUGAACUUCAGAAAAUUGCUGUGCGGUUCGAACAUAAGAUCUAUGCCGCGGCGAUCAACCAGUCUGAUUAUCUGAGGAAGAUUUCUCUGAAAAUACUAUCUAUGGAGACAAAGGCACAUCAGGCUCCUGGAAAUGCUCAACUGAAUCCAAAUCAAAACAACCCCCAAUUAAGUGGCUCAGAUGACUUGACAAUCAUGUUGAUGGCGAUAGAACUAGUAUUACUGGCAAGUGAAGUGGCAGCUGCGGAGCCUCGAGUGUCUUGUCAAAAGCAGUCGGAGGCGGCCGUAGACCUCUGCCCGCUCGAGAACUACGAAUCGCCGAUCCGCACCAUGGACGCCAACUGGCAGCCCGUGCAGGGGGCCAACCCCCCCGACGGCGUUGACCCGAACGCCGCCGCCGUCGCCGGAGGCGACUGGCGCGCCCAGCUCCAGCCCGAUGCGCGCAGCAGGAUCGUCAACAGGAUAUUGGAAACUCUGAGGAGGCAUUUGCCAGUAUCAGUGCCAGAGGGGUUGAACGAGCUUCAAAGAAUUGCUGUGCGAUUCGAAGAGAAGAUCUAUACCGCAGCGACCAGCCAGUCUGAUUAUUUGCGGAAGGUUUCUCUGAAAAUGCUCUCUAUGGAGACGAGGACACAACAGGCUCCUGGAAAUGCUCAAGUGAUUCCAAAUCAAAACUACCCUGGUCAAGGAUGACCUAGACGAUCAUGUUGAUGUUACAAACUUAUGUCUCCAGCGUGUGCAAAAGAGGCUUGCAGUUCUGAACAAGCGCACCAAGGGUGGCUGCUCCUGCAUGUCCCUGCUGUUAUCUGUCGUCCCUAUAGUGAUCAUUGUGGUUAUUGUCUGGAUUCUCAUGAAGAUCUGUAACCCCUUCCCAACUGAAAUCAGUUUAAGAUGUACAGAAUUUCAAAGAUAGUAUGAUUACUUCCA